UCAGCCCCUUCGGCUGGAGACUCGGGUUUAUCUGGAACCAGGAGAGUAAAUCCAUUCAGGAGCUGCGCGCCGUGAGGUUAAAGGGGCCGGGGGAGCAGUGAGAGAGCGCCGGGAACCGGGACGGAUUAAAACGGCUUUUCAUUCCCGCCGAGACUGGUGUUUGCGGAGCCAUGGCGGUGUUCUCUGCGCUUUGGGUGCUCUUACUGUGCCAGCUGCUGACAUGUUCCUCUGCCCAGAGGCUGGGACCCAGAGGAGCUCCUGGGCCCCAAGGACCCGAAGGGCCACUGGGAAGGGAUGGCACCGAUGGAAAACCGGGACCUGCUGGACUACCGGGGAAAAUAGGUCCCAAAGGGAAGGCGGGACUACCAGGCGGAGCAGGAAAACCAGGCCUGCCGGGACUCCCAGGGGUGGACGGUUUGACAGGUCCCGAUGGUCCCGCUGGGAAGGAUGGACCCCCGGGGGAUUCAGGAGACCCUGGACCUUCUGGGCCACCUGGACCUCCUGGCAGAGGGAGAACAGGAGCUGCAGGACUUCCUGGAACCAACGGGUGGCCCGGCGGAGUCGGACCCCAAGGUCCAGCGGGUGCCGAGGGUCUUCCAGGACUUCCCGGACCUUCCGGCCCUGACGGACCGCCGGGUCUUCCUGGCACCCUGCAGGAUCUCAGCGGCGACCUUCUGUGUCCCGCCAUCUGCCCCGCCGGUCCCUCCGGUCCGUCUGGGAUGCCGGGAUUCAAGGGUCACACGGGGCAUAAGGGAGACAAGGGAGAGGUCGGAAAAAACGGAGAGAAGGGUGACUCCGGGCCACCCGGCCCACCAGGUAUCCCUGGGACUGUGGGUCUGCAGGGCCCACGUGGUCUCAGAGGUCUACAAGGCCCAAUAGGAUCCGUAGGAGACAGAGGCCUGCCCGGUUUCAGAGGCAAACAAGGCAUCGCUGGCAUCAUCGGAAAGACAGGCGAUGCGGGAGAAAAGGGACCACAGGGAUUCAGAGGAUCCAAAGGAGAAAUUGGGAAAAUCGGUCCCAAAGGAGGUCCCGGAGGAUCUGGACCCAAAGGGGAGCCUGGUAUCCCUGGCAGAGAUGGCAAAGACGGUACCCCCGGAUUGGAUGGUGAGAAGGGUGAUGCUGGACGCCACGGGGUAGUUGGAGAGAAAGGACCCAACGGACUUCCUGGUCUACAAGGAAAAGCUGGUUCAAAGGGGUCUACGGGGGCAGUUGGGGAUCCAGGGAAGUUUGGGGAGACAGGACCCUAUGGAGAGCCAGGUAUUCCUGGUGAUAUCGGCGUCCCAGGAGAGCGGGGGAUACCUGGACCCAGAGGCGUGGCCGGAGGCAUUGGGCCGACGGGCAACGCUGGACCUCAGGGAGUGAAAGGCUUCCAGGGGGUUACCGGAGCCUUGGGGGAUCCAGGUCUUCCAGGUCCAACAGGUAUUCGCGGAGAGUUUGGCGAAAGGGGUCCAGUUGGAGCUCUCGGACCUAAAGGAGACAUGGGUGUGGCAGGAAGUGACGGCCUGCCAGGAGAGAACGGAGAGCCGGGUCCUUUCGGCCCAGUGGGACAAAAAGGAGAGUCAGGGAAGCGGGGCGAACUGGGGCCUAAAGGCGUGACGGGUCCACAAGGAGAGCUCGGGGCCAGAGGGCUUCCAGGAAAAACGGGACCAAUGGGCUUCCAAGGGGAGCAGGGUCGGCCCGGAAUCGCAGGAAAGACCGGCGUUCCUGGUAAACUGACGAGUGAGCAGCACAUCAGAGAGCUGUGCGGCUCAAUGAUCGAUGACCAGAUCGCACAGCUGGCGGCUAACCUUCGUAGACCCCUGGCCCCUGGCAUGGUGGGCCGACCAGGCCCCGCGGGGACUCCGGGGAAGACGGGAGUGGCGGGCUCGAUCGGGCACCCGGGUCCACGUGGGCCCCCGGGCUACAGAGGCCUGCCGGGAGAGCUCGGAGACCCGGGACCAAGAGGGGAUGUUGGUAACCAUGGUGACAAGGGACCCAUUGGCAAAGCUGUGGACGGGCCCGCUGGAGACCAAGGAUACCAAGGUCUUCCAGGAGUACCUGGAAUUGUUAAAGACGGCCGUGACGGAUCUCCGGGAGACCCGGGUGAGCCCGGAGAGGCCGGCAGGGUAGGUAGGACGGGGCACCAGGGACCUCCAGGGAUCUGUGACACAACGGCCUGCCAGGGAGCAUCGGCCGCUGGAAAGUCCUCCAACCCCAAAAACCAUUAAGAAGCCACCUCCUGCAACGCGAUGCCGUUCCACCCCAAGGAGGGAAGGGUGAUAAGUGAGGGAAGGAAGGAAGGAAAGGAGAACGAUCACAAGAAAUUUCCUCUUUAUUUAAAUACAUGUAUCACAACAUGGGAAGAGUAACAUCAAACAGGUGAUAGAGGAACAUCCCAGGAGUGACAUGAAUACCAGAGCAACUGAGAGACAAAAAAACACCGAGAUGACAUCCAGAAAAUAAAAGAACAAGAGGCACCGGAGAGUCCGAGAGACCAACCGCAUUGCUCCAUAUUCUACAGAAUCACAUAAGAAGACUUGACCUACAAACAACUGGAAAACGAUUGAGUCCUUUGGUGUGUAAAAACUUUGUACAUGUUCCCAAGCCACAGUUACCUCGGUUAACAUCCUUCCGGCAGAUGGCAUCGUGCAUGUAUCAUGGCCCGUUAAUGUAAAUCACAGGUAUGACCUCAACAUCCGAGCUUACAGUGUAAGAUAUGGAAAUAAGAAACUGAGGCAAAAAGCCUCCGUCAAGGAGCUGUGUUUGUGUUGUAAAAGGAAUAAAAAAACAAAUACAACGGUGCCCAGAAAUUGUGUAGAUUAAUGCAAAAACUUCUAACUUUUCAGUCUUUUUUAAAAAGAAACAUUUGCUUCUUUGUUUUUUCAAUUACAUGUGAAGUUGAUUCUCUAGAUUUGAGAAGGAAAACCUAAAUAAAACUUGUGGAUGUCUAAAUGAGACAUUGUAAAACUAAUUUAAUAAUUGUAGAAGCAAAUAUAUAUAUAUAUAUAUAUAUAUAUAUAU
Molecule: messenger RNA, 3000 nt
Organism: Pungitius pungitius (ninespine stickleback)
Lineage: Eukaryota; Metazoa; Chordata; Actinopteri; Perciformes; Gasterosteidae
Gene: col9a3
Product: collagen, type IX, alpha 3
Exons: 32
Coding region: 171-2207 (678 amino acids)
Biological process (GO): extracellular matrix organization
Cellular component (GO): collagen type IX trimer
Molecular function (GO): extracellular matrix structural constituent conferring tensile strength
Source: RefSeq, a predicted model, not a curated record